Candoia aspera is the source of this 3110-nucleotide messenger RNA. RefSeq names its product golgin A5 (gene GOLGA5). NCBI's taxonomy places the organism in Eukaryota, Metazoa, Chordata, Lepidosauria, Squamata, Candoiidae. Gene Ontology annotation, cellular component: Golgi cisterna; Golgi membrane. The transcript is spliced from 12 exons. The coding region runs from base 229 to 2526 and encodes 765 amino acids. Gene Ontology annotation, biological process: retrograde transport, vesicle recycling within Golgi; Golgi organization. The record is from RefSeq and is a predicted model, not a curated record.
AGUGCCUGUGCUCGCCGCUCAGUGGCCACGUCUCCCGGAAGGUGGACCCGGAUGCCUCUCCGGGCUGAUGGUAACUGCCGUCAGGUUUGCCUCCUUUUCAUCCCCCGUCUCGAUAUCUCGAGUCCGCUCUGGGCUCUUGAUUCAAGGGAUCGUGGCAGAAUCCGUGACGAAGGAAGCGCGGAGUUGAACGUUGGAUGAUAACAUUCCAUAUAGUCUUUGAUUUCCAUCAUGUCUUGGCUUGUUGACCUGGCUGGCAAGGCAGAGGACCUGCUCAACAGAGUAGACCAAGGAGCUGCAUCUGCUUUAAGCAAGAAGGAAAAUGCAAGCAGUAUAAGCUAUGUUAGUAGCCAGGUGGAUGAUGUCAGCGUGUAUCCCAAGCCUUAUAAGACCAGAGAGCAGCAGGAUCAGGCAUCAUCUCUAUCAAGCUUUAUCUCCUCUGCAGCAGAUAACAUUAAACAUCAGAAGGCAACAAUACUGGCAGGAACUGCUAAUGUUAAGGCAGCAUCCAGGUCCUCUGGGGCAGGAGCUCCAUCCAUGGAAACAGCUUCUGUGUCCAGACCCUCUUUCCAGUUUGUGAGAAGGAAAAAAUCUGAACCAAAUGAUGAACUCCUGUUUGACUUUCUCAAUAGUUCUGAAAAAGAACCUAAUGGGAAAAAAGACCUGAAAAGAGAGAAAAGCAAAGCAGCCACUGUUCAAAAUCAUUCUCGGACUUCGAGUAUUAGCUCUGUGUCAGCGAGUUCACAGAGCAUCAAAACAGGGGAAGAUCCUUCCAUUCGAAGUCAAGGCAAUGAGACAUCUGAUAGUUCCAGUUCUGGAUUGGAGACUGAUGUGGAUAUUAAAAAGGAUUCAUUGCAAACUGCAGAAAUAAAUCCCAAUCUUACUCUUAAUGAUGGUAAAUCACAUGAAUUGUCCAAUCUUCGCCUUGAGAAUCAGCUACUGCGUAAUGAAGUGCAAUCUUUAAAUCAAGAAAUGGCAUCAUUAAUUCAGCGCGCCAAAGAAACCCAAACAGAAUUAACCAAUGCCCGGGCAAGAAUUGAAAAGUGGAAUGCUGACAAUUCAAGCAAUGACAGACUUGUUCGGGAACUUCGAGCUCAAGUUGAUGAUCUGACUGAAGCUGCUGCUGCCAAGGAUUCCCAAUUGGCUGUCCUCAAAGUGAGAUUACAGGAAGCUGAUCAACUUCUGAGUUCACGUAAUAAAGCCUUGGAAACAUUGCAGAAUGAAAAAUCGAGAAUAAUAAAGGAUAACAGUGAAGGCAACAGCCUGCACAAUCAAGCUCUCCAGACUCUUCAGGAGCGGUUACAUGAGGCCGAGUCCACACUUAGGCGGGAGCAAGACAACUACAAGCAGAUGCAGAAUGAAUUUUCAACUCGCCUCAGUAAAAUGGAAGCUGAACGUCAGAACCUGGCUGAAGCCAUAAUUGCAUCUGAGAGGAAAUAUGUAGAAGAGAAGCGGAAAUCAGAGGAAUUUCAACAGCAAAUUAAAGUAGCCAAAGCUAACUUGGAGUCUGCUAAGCAAGAGUUGGUGGACUACAAGCAGAAAGCUACACGCAUACUCCAGUCUAAGGAAAAGUUGAUAAACAGUCUGAAAGAGGGCUCUGGCAUUGAAGGUCUGGAUAGCCAAACAGCGAGCCUCAUGGAGUUAGAGGAACUGAGGCAUGAACGGGAGCUGCACAAGGAAGAAGCACAGAAGCUCCGGGGCCAAAUACAGCAACUGAGAAUUGAACUGCAGGAUAUGGAAGCACAGCAGAUAACUGAAGCUGAGUCCACAAGAGAGCAAAUUCAAGAUUUGCAGGAUCAGAUUGUUACGCACAAAACAGCGAAACAAGAAGUAGAGGCUGAACUAGAGAGACAGAAACAGGAACUCCGCUAUGCUGAAGAAGAACUGUACAGGACAAAGAAUUCUCUGCAAAGCCGAAUAACAGAUAGAGAAGAGGAGAUUCAGAAACUAAGGAAUCAGCUAACAAACAAAACAUUGAGCAGCAGUAGCCAAACAGAGUUGGAAAAUCGGCUGCAUCAGUUGACAGAGACACUAAUUCAGAAACAAACCAUGCUAGAGAAUCUCAGCACAGAAAAAAAUGCUUUAGUCUAUCAGUUGGAAAGAUUGGAGCAGCAGCUGAAGACUGUCCAAGGAGCUUCAACAAAUGGCUCCUCCAUUAAUAUGGCAGGAAUUGACAACAGUGAAGGCACUCGCAUGCGAAAUGUUCCUGUCCUUUUUAGUGAUCUUGAUGUGAAUGCAGCAGGAAUGUACAGCAAGGUUCGCAAAGCUGCAAGUAGCAUAGACCAGUUCAGGUGCUGCUUCACCUCUGGGUCAUGGUUGUUCUACUUACGUACACUCCAGAAAUGCAUCAUGAUAAUCCACGUGGGAAUUAGACCACAGUUCUGGAAGAGACUGGUUGAUACAAUAUACACUGAAUUAAAACAAAGGAACAAAAAGAAUCCUAUAAAGACUUCGAAGGGAAAAGCUUGGCAACAAUAUUUGAACAACCAUUACAUCUUUUUUUCUGGCUGCUUGGGCAAAAUUAAAUGAUAUGGCAAGGGAUCUAAGUUUAGUACCCAUAAAACAAGCAACUUCUUAGGGAAAAGCUAUUAAAUGAACUGUUGCUGCCAUCUUUCUUCAUCACCCUGUUUAUGGUGCACUCAUGUCAAAACAUGUAUAUGCAUAGAACUAGCCUGGUUUUGAGAUUAUAGAUGCGUAUGGUACAUAAUGUAUUUUUGAUUCUACAGGAAAUGGGGCUAUGGUCCAAAAAAUAAAUGUACUUAGAAGCUGAGAAGAAGCUUUUAUUCUUUUUUUCCCUGUUAGUACACUUUUAACUUUGUAAAUAUUAUAAAUUUAGCUUAGUUCCUUAUAUUACAGAUUUGACAGCUGCUUUGCAAAAUGCUUUUCUUUAAAAAGCUUUAAUGGAGAGAGAGAUGUUGCAGUGCUUAAAAUGUGGUCCUUCAGUAUAUCAGAAAUUUAUUUUCCAUGGUAAUGCAGAAAACUUAUCUUUUUAAUGCAUAUUUUAAUUAUCAUGUAUGGCAGAGCACAUAAAGAAUUGUAAGAUUCAGUGCCUUUUGAUCUUUGCAUCUUUAACAUUGCUAUUAGCUGCCUUAUUAAAACUUGUCUUGUCUUCA